This is a messenger RNA of Lachancea dasiensis, 723 nucleotides long. The record is from the annotation of a GenBank genome assembly. NCBI's taxonomy places the organism in Eukaryota, Fungi, Ascomycota, Saccharomycetes, Saccharomycetales, Saccharomycetaceae.
AUGGCACCGUCAUCGAAGAGAGCCCUGAUAGCAGUGAGCUCGUAUAACGAACCCUUUUACAAGGAUGGCUCGAAAACCGGAGUUUUUGUCGUUGAAGCGUUGCAUCCAUUUGAUGCACUAACAGAAAAAGGGUUCGAGGUUGAUAUUGUUUCCGAGACGGGAUCGUUUGGGUACGACGAACACUCUCUUUCUCCUGAUUUCCUCAAUGGUCGUGAUCUGGAGGUGUUUGAGGAUCCAUCCUCCAAGUUCAACAUGGCGAUGGCAAAUGUCAAAAGGGCGAGUGAUCUGAGGCCAGAAGACUACUCGAUAUUUUUCGCCUCUGCAGGUCAUGCAACUCUGUAUGACUAUCCGAAAGCCGGGGGGCUUCAUGUUCUAGCCUCCAAGAUUUAUGCGAACGGUGGUGUGGUCGCCGCAGUAUGUCAUGGGCCAGCAAUAUUUGAGGGCUUGAUGGAUGAAAGCACUGGGAAACACAUUAUACAAGGCAAGUCUAUCACCGGUUUCACUGAUGUUGGUGAAAAGAUGCUGGAUGUGGACAGUAUAAUGGAAGCGGAUAAGCUCCACAGUAUUGAAGAUGUCGCUAGGAUAUGUGGAGCCAAGUAUUUACCACCAAUAGGCCCCUGGGAUGAUUAUUCGGUGACGGACGGUCGCAUCGUUACUGGUGUCAAUCCUGCCUCAGCGCAUUCAACUGCCGUCAGAGCGAUUAAUGCCCUGCGGACUGGGUAG